AUGCCCGAGCACACCUACCAACCAACCACUGGCGUCCCAUCGGGAGCAGCCGAGACAGCGGCUGCGAUCGCGUUCAACAAGGAUAUAGAGCAAGAAGUCUCGCAUAUACCAGGAGCCUAUCCAAAAGACGAGCCAUCCACUUCCAAGUUGGCCUCCACCCGCGCAGCUUCGACGGCCACAGCGGGGGCCUCAGGGCCGGCAUCAGGAGCCAGUACAUCCGUUGGGAGUGGGCUGACAUCAACGCGAGAUGAUUUCGCGGCACCCCCGUCGACACUGACAACCAAGGAUUCUCCAGCUGAUCGAGAUGCCGAAUAUGGUGAGGCUGAGAAGACGAAAAUACCCGGGCAAGCUGCCACCGCCCCCGCAACGGUCGGAACAGCCACUACAUCACCCGACGACGGGUCUAGCCAGACAGAAGAACCCAGUACUUUCGGCAAAAUUCUGGGGGCAGUCGGUCUUGGUUCAGUUGCUGCAGGUGUCAGUGCAGCCUUGUCCGGGUCAGGCGAGGAGGAGAAGCCAAAGACCCUGACUGAUCACCCGGAGCAGCCAACCACGACUACAGGCGUAGACUCUUACACGGCUCCCACAAAAUCUGGCCCGUCUCCACCAUUUCAUCGCAAAGAGAGCAUUCCCACCACUGCAUAUCCCCAAGGAGAGUCAUCCCCUGCUCCCAUCAGUCCCCCGGUUGGUGGUACCAAGAAGCCAACCACUACGACCGGAGUGGAUACUUACACCACUUCGACGCGCUCUGGACCGUCUCCUUCACAUUAUCGCAAAGAGAGCAUUCCUACCACUGCGUAUCCUCAUGGCGAAACAUCUCCUACUCCGAUCAAUCCGCCGGUGGGUGGCACUGCAGUCGCUGCAGACGCGUCUGAGGUGCCUGAUUCUCAUAUAGGCCGGAAUGUUGGUCUUGCCGCUGCUGGCGUUGGCGCAGCCGCCGUUGGAGCUCAUGAAUACAACGAGAGCAGAUCUCAACCUGAAGAUGGCCUUGGCCGGUCAAGUGGCUCAGCAACGAUUCACUCUCUGAUAACGUCAGAGGGCCCAUCUGCACCUAGCCAACAGACCUCCGGCAUGAGAGAGAACUUCGAUUUUCCAUCAUCCACCGCAGCAGCUUCCAGCCAACCGGCUCCCCUUUACGCGCGACAAUCUGGGUCUAUCGAACCAGAGCACGAAUCGAGGGAAUAUAGCAGGGCUGGUACCGCUGCAGGUACUGGUAUUGGCGCGGGUGCAGCCGCCUUUGGGGCUCACGAAUACAGUGAGAGUAAAACACAGCCGGAAGACACCCUAGGAUAUACUGGUGUGUCUAACACCAGUGGGUACAGCACUACUUCAAACGCACCAUUCGCGUCCAGCCAGCAGGCUCCAGGCUACCGACAGGGGCUUGAGGAGAGGCCUAGAGAGACCACCAGUUACGUUGAACCGUCAACUAUGCAAACACAACCAUUCACGACAGCAGAAGCCGAGGCCGAACCCAGAGGAUAUGGCAAGGCCGCCACCGCGGCAGAUAUUGGCGCUGGGGCGGGCGCUGCGGGAGUCUAUGCCCUGGAGCGCAAUAACGAGCCAGACACCGGUGACCUCUCACGAGGUAAACCGUUUUCGACUACGCCAGCCACUAGACAAGCCGAGCCCUACCCAGCCAGUGAAGAGGCUGUCCCCUCCGCAUACUAUCAACCUGCAGUCUCGACCAAGGACAGGACUAUGACCGAGCACUCGGCCCUUCCCACCACUCGCCAAGAGCCCGCGGCCUCAGCAAAAGAUAUCAAUGCCAGUAAACCUGCCCCUGCUGCUAUACCUGCCUCAGAGAAGGAGACCAAAACUGCCCACCCAGAGAAGAAUGAGAGUAAUACAGAUCGUAAUGCUGCUGUCGCUGGUGCGGCCGGGGUCGGGGCUGGAGCUUAUGGCAUCCAUGAGUACAACGAGCAUGAAGCAGAGCAGGAGGCUGCCAGGGCAGAGGCUCAGCGGCAGAAAGACAUCGCUGAACAGGAAGCAGCGCGUCAGCGGCAGUUUGAAAAGGACCAAAAAGCUGCCGAGAAGCGAGCUGCAAAAGAAGAAAAAGUCGAGAAGCAACAUCAAAAGGCCUUAGAGAAAGAGGAGAAGAAGCAUCAGAAGGAGCUGGAGAAGGAUCAGAAGGAAGAGACAAAACACCAGAACGAGUUUGAAAGGGAGCAGAAUGAGCGGGAAGAGAGAGAACGCCUUGAGGCUGCAGAGGCUGAAAGAAGGCGACAUGAAAAAGAAGCCGCUGGUGUCGCAGCUGUCGGGACAGGUGCUGCUGGCACUGCCGCGUACGCAGCUCACGAGAAGGAGACCACUCCCAAGACCUCACAGGACACAGAUCGCAAUCGUCUGCACAAGGAUCCUCCUCAGAAGAAGCCCGGCAUCCUGAAGCGCAUUUUCAAGCGACGCGCGAACAAGGACACUGGCGUGGACGAAGAUUACAGCACGGACGAGGAGGAUGAGCCUCAUCAUGACACCCACCUCGCUGGAGCAGGUGCAGUUGGAGGCGCUGGAGGCGCUGCCGGCACUGCGGCUGCAGCUCACGAGUCCCACAAGCCAACCGACGCCGGGACUGACUACGAAGGCGGUCAAGGCACCCGAUUCUUGAAACCGUCCUACAAUCCUCUUCAUAAAGAUGACUUCGCUCCUGGCACAGCCGAGACUCCGAUCGCCGACAACCUCGCCCAGGAGCGCCAGGGAUAUCAUCCGUCCGCCGGUACAACUGGCGUCAACGAUUCUGUAACAUCCUCGUCGAGAUACCCAGCAGGUGAAAACACCUCUGCUAUUCCAUACGAGCCCAAGAAGGACCCUGAAGCCGGAAAACAUCUGGAUGAGCUCGAACAACAACAACAACAUCAUCAGCCUGAACGUCAAGGUGGCUUGGCUCACCGUUUCAUUGAUCAGUUGAAGCCUCUCCCAGACCCGAACAAGGCCGCUGAACAGCAUGGGCAAGAGUAUCAGCGCUACUAG
Messenger RNA from Capronia coronata CBS 617.96, 2964 nucleotides. RefSeq lists its product as uncharacterized. The transcript is spliced from 2 exons. The record is from RefSeq and is a predicted model, not a curated record. NCBI's taxonomy places the organism in Eukaryota, Fungi, Ascomycota, Eurotiomycetes, Chaetothyriales, Herpotrichiellaceae. Bases 1 to 2964 code for a protein of 987 amino acids.